UUGAAUUAUAAAAACUUGAAGCAAACAAUGCCUCGAACAAAACUACCAAAAGUUGCGGCAAGCAAAAGAGCUCGUGAAAAUGCAUCGGAACUGGAUGAUAUUUUGCGUGAUUUUGAUGUUGAAUCUGAAAAUUCGUUACAAUCAAUAAGAAGUGCUCAUCAAAAGAAUCUGCAGGAUGCUGAGACAGAAUUCGAAAACUUCAAAACGGAGUUAGGGUCGAACCUUUUGAUGAAGACUAUGGGAGAAAUUAAACAAAUGAAAUCAUUGUUUGAUUCAGCAGAGAAAACAAUUCACGAACUUAACAUGACUGUUAAGGAUACAACACAGAGACCAGAUGAAGGAUAUCUUACAGCGGAUGUUGGAUAUAAAACUUCUGAAUCUGAAUGUGAUAAAUCUUUAACUCAAAAAGGUCGAGACGUCUCAAUAAUUGCUCCUUUGCGAACACUCAAAUCUCGUAGACGUAGUCAGUCUGCAAGCAAUGUUCCAAUUUCGACACCAGGUCCUCGAUCGAUGAUGACCCAAAUGAAACAGAAAACUCCAUUGCCUUCAUCUCAUGCAUCACGUUCUAAAUUUCGUACACCAGCACAAAAGCCAGCACAUCAAAGAGCUGCAAGUGCUGAUCGUAUAGAUUCAAUCAUACCAAAAGUCAAUCCAAUGACUCCAGUUUCAAUUCUUCGACAUCCACGUUCUGGAGAAAUUGCAUUUUCUGUUAAAGGAAGUCCAAUUCUUACAUCAAACAUCAUCGAAAGAACUGCAAAUGUCAAUAUUCCAAUAGCCAAUGGUGUCUUAUCAGUGCGUCCAGAAAACAUGGAUCCAUCACAUUUAAAUGCCAGCCUUAUUAGAAAAUUUGAUAAUAAUACUAUUACACAUUUGCAUACACUCAAAAAUAACUUGGACAUGCUUAUGAAAGCAUUUGAAAAUCGAAUGAAGUCAUAAAUCAUUUUUCUUGUGUCAUAUCUGUUUUAAAUAACGGCUUUUUAUGUUGCCGAUUAUGUUAAGGAAUA
This is a messenger RNA of Chironomus riparius, 1004 nucleotides long. The record is from the annotation of a GenBank genome assembly. NCBI's taxonomy places the organism in Eukaryota, Metazoa, Arthropoda, Insecta, Diptera, Chironomidae.